Messenger RNA from Onychostoma macrolepis, 2925 nucleotides. It is a transcript of the gene barhl1a, whose product is annotated as BarH-like homeobox 1a. The transcript is spliced from 3 exons. Gene Ontology annotation, cellular component: nucleus. The record is from RefSeq and is a predicted model, not a curated record. Gene Ontology annotation, biological process: regulation of transcription by RNA polymerase II. NCBI's taxonomy places the organism in Eukaryota, Metazoa, Chordata, Actinopteri, Cypriniformes, Cyprinidae. Bases 703 to 1602 code for a protein of 299 amino acids. Gene Ontology annotation, molecular function: RNA polymerase II transcription regulatory region sequence-specific DNA binding; DNA-binding transcription factor activity, RNA polymerase II-specific.
UUUAGAAGAAAAGAGGGAGGGUUGACUAUCUUUCUCCCCCACCCACAACACAUACGUGAUCAUCACCCCCCAAAAACACCCUUUAACCAAUAACGACGUGGCGCUCGGGACAAACGCGGAAUGGACACCUUUAAAAGCUUGUUCCUCCUCCGGUAUUGGCUGUUUCCUUGAGGGUGUCAUUUUCAGGUCGUGGAGAUCACUGCCUGUGUUUAUACUCUGUUACACAGGUUUAGUCCUCGCAGACCUGGACUAGAACUUUACACAUCAGCUUCGGGUUUAGGUCAGAGGAUUUGGGGCUUAGCAGGGUUGUAAUUGUGUCUCUAGAAAGCCAGAUAAGUUUCCAAGCUAAUGAAUAGUUUUAUAAUGAGUGCUGAUGGUGCUGUUCUUAUGUAGUUGUACCUGUCCUUGGUGCUGAAACUGACCGGUGCACUUCACGGAUUUGCUUUUGAGGGACUGUACGACAACAGAUUCAACAAAACUGACCUGCAGUCAACAACAGAAGAAGGAUCUGGUAAAAACAACUUUAAAAAAUAUAGGACCUGUUUUUCCCCUGGGAAAAGAUCUAAAGGAGUUUGUCGGACUUAAAAAAAAUGGCCAGAAUAAUAAUCUAAAUUUACCGUUGUAAAUCUACCAGUUUUCGCUGUACCAACAAAACCAGUGUCAGAAAGGACAAAUGCACAUUUGAUAUCGAUUUGUCUCGCGAUGGAGGUAUCAAACGGGUCGAGCUUUGGGAUCGAGUCUAUACUUUCUCACAGACCGACCAGUCCGUGUGUGUCAAAGGGGGAGUGCAGGUCUCCAGUGGAGUUGAGCCCGCGGUCGGAUCUGGACAGCGGCUGUUCGUCGCCUCCCUCCCCGAGACGGACCUCGGUGGAAGACGCGGUGCAAAGACACGCUCGCGCCCUCGGACUGGACUCUCCUUUACAAAUAUCUCAGCAGCCACGAACAGUCACGUCCUCGUUCUUGAUCAGAGACAUACUAGCGGACUGCAAACCCCUGGCAGCCUGUGCUCCUUAUUCCAGCACUGGACAGUCAGCACAAGAUAAUGAAGACUGCAUGGACAAACUUCACAGCAAUUCGUCCUCAGACAGUGAAUACAGGGUGAAGGACGAAGCUGAUCGAGAAAUCUCCAGCAGUAGAGACAGCCCCAGCUCCCGGCUGAAGAAGCCUCGGAAAGCGCGCACUGCGUUCACUGAUCACCAGCUGGCGCAGCUAGAGCGCAGCUUCGAGCGUCAGAAGUACCUCAGCGUGCAGGACAGGAUGGAGCUGGCAGCGUCCCUCAACCUCACCGACACACAGGUCAAAACAUGGUACCAAAACCGCAGAACGAAGUGGAAAAGGCAGACAGCAGUUGGACUGGAGCUCCUCGCGGAAGCAGGGAAUUACUCAGCUCUACAAAGAAUGUUCCCAUCGCCCUAUUUUUACCCUCAAAGUUUGGUGUCUAACCUCGACCCGGGACCAGGGUUGUAUCUGUACAGAGGGCCGUCCGCGCCUCCUCCACCGGUCCAGCGGCCUCUGGUCCCGAGGAUCCUCCUGCACGGUCUUCAGGGCGGCGGAGAGCCAGCGUCUCUCCCUGGAAUCAUACCGCGACAUACGCCGCGAUGAACUGAUCCAACCUGACAAAAAAACACUCCAACCUCAGGAACGACUGGGAUGCGCUUGGACAAUACCCAUGUAUAACGAACAUAUAAACGCGCAAUAAUAGACUUUUCAAAUGACUCUGACCAAAAGGUGAAUGCUAACUAUUUAUUAAACUUUAACGCGCGGAAGCAGUUAUCAGAAAAUUAUUUGACGAGGUUCCAUCACCUCAUGAACCUCCUGACUGUUUUCUGAAAGAAGUUGCUUUUCCCCUAAGAAAUGGCGUGGUUUAUUUGCACAAAAUUAUGACGCAAACAAACCAAAAUAAACACAGCUAUCUUUAAAAAAAAACAAUUCAACUGAACCAUAUGCAACACAAUUGUGAAUUUUUGAUAAAAAUGCAUUGUAAGAACAAAAAUAAUAAAAUUAAAACAACACUAAUAACUAACAUGUAAUUGUAACAAAUGUGAUUUAUCACCGAUUAAUGUGAUGGUGGUGGUAGUUUUACAAAACAGUUUUUCUAAUGAAAUGCACUGAUCAGCGCAAAAAUUAGCCUACUGAUGGCACUACAACCUGUUCAGAGAAUGAAUCCGUUUUUGUGGAAAUUGUGUUGUGUUCAUGGGUAGUUUACAACCCAGUUCAACAGACGCCAAAAUACUUUUCUAAAUAAAGAUUGUGAAUUUGUCACAUAAGACAGAAGUACUUUAUUCUUCGAUAUUCUCUUGGUCAAACAGUUUUUGUAUAUUAGCUGUGAAUACAUGGUGCAUAUGAUGAGCUUUAAAAUAAGCAAAAAUGUCAUUUUUAUAACUGGCCAUCAAACCAACAGCCCGUGAACGCAGUUACGCAAUAAAAACAAAAUCUUUUCCGUGUUUCCUGCGCUCAUAUUGUGACUUGUUCUCCCAUCUCUCUGUAUUUACAUAAAUAUUUACGUUUUUAAUUAACAUAAGCAUAUGCAUUACUGCCAAAGGAAACCUUUUGUGAGCUCUCUUCACAAGAGCUUCGCACAGAGAAGCACACUCGCAUCGAAACCAGCGUAUCUGGGUAAGUGGUUUGUUGUGUGGGUUUAAUUGACCAAUCAUAAUAGGCGUUUCAUUAUUACAGACCAAUCAAAUUUUUACAAGCGGCUUUUACGCUAAUAAAGCGACCAUGAAACGUAAUAUUCCGGUCAAAUUUCUUUUAACGCUCGCAGCGAAGACUCGGCCAAAAGACAGCAGCUGGUGACCGGGCGAGUCAGACUCAACGCUUGGACAGCUGGUCAGCGUAAGCCUCCAUACAUAUCCACUCCUAUUUACCUGACCAAGCCAGGGAAAUGAGCUAAAAAGCUUUUAACAAAGGCUAUUUUUGUGCGGU